Ectocarpus siliculosus is the source of this 1410-nucleotide messenger RNA. The record is from the annotation of a GenBank genome assembly. NCBI's taxonomy places the organism in Eukaryota, Phaeophyceae, Ectocarpales, Ectocarpaceae.
AUGCUACAAGUUAAACAUAAACGCUUUUGUCGCAGAAUGGCCAGCCCACCGAACGAGAAAGGCAUCAUGAAUGCCAUGAAGUCCAUGAAGACCAUCGCCGGCAAAGACAGUUUCAAAGACGGAUUGACCCCCAAGACCAUGGCUUUUCCUUCUCCGCCCAGAGACCUCGUCGGUACGAUGGAAUCAACAAAAAAGACCAGGCCAAAUUUUAGUACCAAGAAGAACAAAAAGACGCCCCCUCCCAAUGUUACCGGCACGAGACCGAAAAAGAAAUCGAGUCUUCCGCCACCGCCACCGCCGGCUGCCACGGCUACACCAUCGUUACCACCACCACCUCUGACCAAACCAGACACCAACUCGCAGUUAUUCGGGACUCUUCUUAACUCGCUCAAGACGGGCCCCGUCAGCCAAAUGAACUCGGUGAGGCCAAGCAAGACGGGCAAGACGGGCAAGACGAAAAAAAAGAUCACGCAAGGCAGCAAGAAUCAAAAGAAAACGAAAGGGUACGCCUCCUCCUCGUCCUCCUCGUCCAUGUCGUCGGUGUCAACCUCUUCUUCGAGGCCCUCGUCGACUUCAUCUGCGUCAUCAGAACCUUCUUCUUGCAGCGACACAUUGUCAUUGGCAUCCUCAGGGAGCUGCUCCUCAGGGGGGAAAUCAGGAAAACUGAAAAUUGAAAAGAAAAAACGAAAGGAAGAGCUUCUUCACGAGAAAGUCGAAAUGCUCACGCGCAUAGCAAACCUGUCGAAAAAUGGAUUCACGACCACCAAGCAAUGGGACGUCAAGGACGACAUAGACGAGGUUCGGUACGAGUGCUAUCGUAUGCAGAGGGAAAGCAACUCCAAAAAGUCCAUCAAGAUCAUGCGGCGAGUCCUGGUGACCAUCACCACGCUUGUCGAAACUGGCAACGCGUACUUUAAUCCGUUCAACUUGCGACUGGACGGGUUUUCCGAGAGCAUGAUGCUAAACCUGGACGACUACGACGACUGCUUUGAACAGAUACACCACAAGUACUCGGGGCGGUCUUCUGUCGGACCAGAAAUGCAGAUUCUCUUCACCUUCAUGUCGGCAGCUAUAUUCCACCACGCCGGUAACGCCAUCGGCCAGAAAAGAGACGGGGCGACCAACAAGAAAAGGUCGACAGCUAAUCCGAUGUCGUCUGUCAUGAGCAUGAUGGGGAUGAUCAACGCCAACGGCGCGUCACGAGUCAACAGCUACCCUAUGCCUCGUUCUACACCGCCUCCGCAGACCUCAACCGGUUCCGAAUCGCUUGACGCCAGUGCUGGUUCUGACGGUGGUAAACCCAAGAGGAAAACCAUGCGAGGCCCGGGGGCAUCAAUGAUGCCCGAUUCGAUCUUGGGUGCCGGCAACAGCAACAAGCAAACCACUCCGUCGAUGACCCUUCCCGUCUAA